CAUCACACACUUUAACCAGAGACGGAGGACGGGUCGUCACAGGCAGCAUUUGGAGUUGGUCGGAGGAGGCUUGGUGCCCUGUUUUGGAUCAGACACCAGGGCUCGGAUGUUUCCUGUUUACAGAAGAGAAGGUACACAUGUGAGCAUCCUGUUUGACCGGAUGAUCUCCUGAUGGAACCUCCUUCAUACCAAGAGGCCACUCUCCACCCUCCUGCUCUGAACACUCAAGGACUGAACACCUCACCUCCCCCCUCCUACUACGCCUCCCUCUCCUCCCCCCCCACGCCUCCUCCCACCUACGGAGAAGCAGUUACGAUCCAGCAGGAUCCAUUUCCUGUCCUGUCUCUGCCCUCUGUGCCGACAUCUGGGAGCUCAACUCUUCAAAACACUGGAGACAUAAUCCAUCCACGCACACAAGUUGGUGCAACACAGACUGUCCCCAUCGCACUGUCAAAUCUGACGAGGAAGCCUGGUUUGGUACGCUGCCCACACUGCCACCAAACUGUUACCACUAAAGUCACGUACCAACCCAGCAAGGAUGCCUGGGGCCUGUGUAUACUUCUGGCAGUGUUGGGGCUGUUCUGUGGUUUCUGUCUGAUCCCGCUCAUUGUUCAUGGACUACAAGAUGCAAAUCACUCCUGCCCACAGUGUGGAAAACAUGUGUUCACUUACACAGAACCAAACAACCAGGAAAGCUCGAGGUGAUGAUGCUGUAAGUGAUGUACAGAGGAGAUUAUGGACGGACAGAAGACAAGUGGAUUGUGCUGCAAGAGCAGUUUGAGACGUGUCCGUGGACAUUUUUGUUUCAUUUUCAUUUUUCAUAAAAACCUGAUUCUUUUAACCAACGAGAAUCCAGACUCACCACAGCUGCUUUAUACACUUAAAAACACUCAUUUUGAUUUGAAAUUAUCAUAUUCUUGUAAAUAUGCGGUGGUUAGCACCGCCGGCUCACAAGAAGAGGGUUCGGGGUUUGAAGCUGAUGCCGAUCGGGGGUUUCUCUAUGUGGAAUUAAUAUGUUCUUCCCGUGUCUGCGUGGGAUUUCUCCAGCUUCCUCCCACAGUCCAAAAACACAAAGUUAGGUUAAUUGAAAACUCUAUUUUGCCUAUAAGCGUGAAUGUGAACGGUAGUUUGUCCCAGUUUAAUCUGGGUUUAGCUCCAGAUAACUCCCCAUGACCCUCAAAGGAUAAGCGAUAUAGAUAAAGGAUAAAUCUUCUUAUUGAUGAAUCCUAAUGAAUUACUCCAUGAAGUAUUCUUUUCUCCAGGUACUCCAGCUUCCUCACAGUCUAAAAACAGGCAGUUUAGGUUAAUUGGAGACACAUUAGCAUUUCUAAUAUAUACAAGUUAUGAAUUUUUGUUGUUGCAUAUUUGAUAUUUUGUAAAGAACGUGUAGGGGUGGGUUUCAUUGCUGUCAAAAACAAGGAGGAACUGAAUAUUGACUUCAUCCUUGUAGCGUUUGACCACAACUCAGAGCACAAACAAAAGACUGAGAGGACAUUGCCGACAAACGAGUUUAUGUCCAGUCCAGGGACUGAUUUACAUGAACAAACAUGAUAAUGAGCUGUUUUACAUAUUCAAAUACUAAAAGGACAGAUAUUGAACAUUUACCAAAUGUAAUGAAAUGGAGGAAACUUGUCCAGGUGUGAAUGUCGGACAUGUUUAAAGUAAACAAAGCUGAAUGGAAAAUGGAUUUACUCAGCGCAGGGAUUUUUUUUUACCCUGCUCAGCCAUGGUAAACCCAUACAGGUAGUUUUAUUCAUCUGAGCAGACUUCUACUCAGUGUGUGUGUGUGUGUGUG
Messenger RNA from Paralichthys olivaceus (Japanese flounder), 1795 nucleotides. RefSeq names its product lipopolysaccharide-induced tumor necrosis factor-alpha factor homolog. Lineage: Eukaryota; Metazoa; Chordata; Actinopteri; Pleuronectiformes; Paralichthyidae. The record is from RefSeq and is a predicted model, not a curated record. Gene Ontology annotation, cellular component: cytoplasmic side of late endosome membrane; nucleus; cytoplasmic side of lysosomal membrane. Gene Ontology annotation, molecular function: zinc ion binding.